Chrysochloris asiatica (Cape golden mole) is the source of this 1092-nucleotide messenger RNA. RefSeq names its product core 1 synthase, glycoprotein-N-acetylgalactosamine 3-beta-galactosyltransferase, 1 (gene C1GALT1). NCBI's taxonomy places the organism in Eukaryota, Metazoa, Chordata, Mammalia, Afrosoricida, Chrysochloridae. Gene Ontology annotation, cellular component: membrane. The record is from RefSeq and is a predicted model, not a curated record. The transcript is spliced from 3 exons. Gene Ontology annotation, molecular function: N-acetylgalactosaminide beta-1,3-galactosyltransferase activity. Bases 1 to 1092 code for a protein of 363 amino acids.
AUGGCCUCUAAAUCUUGGCUGAAUUUUUUAACAUUCCUCUGUGGGUCCGCAAUCGGAUUUUUUUUAUGUUCUCAGCUAUUUAGUAUUUUGUUGGGUGAACAGGGUGACACCCAGCCGAAUAUUCUGCACAAUGAUCCCCAUGCUAGGCAUUCCGAUGAUACUGGACAUAAUCAUCUAAAAGGGCAGAUGGACUUUAAUGCAGAUGCCAGCCAACAUACAGAUGAGAACACCGACAUCUCUGAAAAACUAUAUCAGAAAGUUAAAAUUCUCUGCUGGGUAAUGACAGGGCCUCAAAAUCUAGAGAAAAAGGCCAAACAUGUCAAAGCUACGUGGGCCCAACGUUGUAAUAAAGUGUUGUUUAUGAGUUCAGAAGAAAAUAAUGACUUCCCUGCUGUGGGAUUAAAAACUAAAGAAGGCAGAGACCAGCUAUACUGGAAAACUAUUAAAGCUUUUCAGUAUGUUCAUGAGCAUUAUUUAGAAGAUGCUGAUUGGUUUAUGAAAGCAGAUGAUGAUACAUAUGUUGUACUAGACAAUUUGAGAUGGCUUCUCUCAAAAUAUGACCCUGAGAGACCCAUUUACUUUGGGAGAAGAUUUAAGCCCUAUGUAAAGCAGGGUUACAUGAGUGGAGGAGCAGGAUACGUACUGAGCAAAGAAGCCUUGAAGAGAUUUGUUGAUGCAUUUAAAACGGAUAAAUGUACUCAUAGUUCCUCCAUUGAAGACUUAGCACUGGGGAGAUGCAUGGAAAUUAUAAAUGUAGAAGCAGGAGAUUCCCGAGAUACUACUGGAAAAGAAACUUUUCAUCCCUUUGUACCGGAACACCACUUAAUUAAAGGCUAUCUACCCAAAACCUUUUGGUACUGGAAUUAUAACUAUUAUCCUCCUGUAGAGGGUCCUGGUUGCUGUUCUGAUCUUGCAGUUUCUUUUCACUAUGUUGAUCCUACAACUAUGUAUGAAUUAGAAUACCUCAUUUAUCAUCUUCGUCCAUAUGGUUAUUUAUACAGAUAUCAACCUGCCUUAUCUGAAAAUAUAUUAAAGGAAAUAAGUGAAGCAUACAAAAAUGAAGAUCCAAAAGUAAACUUAGGAAACCCUUGA